Messenger RNA from Lactuca virosa, 333 nucleotides. The record is from the annotation of a GenBank genome assembly. NCBI's taxonomy places the organism in Eukaryota, Viridiplantae, Streptophyta, Magnoliopsida, Asterales, Asteraceae.
AUGGAUGCAGCUAUAGGAGAUGGGGUUGAUGUGCUUUCAAUUUCAUUUGGUGGAGCUUCUGUACCCUUCUAUCGAGAUUCUCUUGCAAUUAGCGCCUUUAAAGCCAUACAGAAAGGGAUCUUCGUGAGCUGUUCGGUAGGUAAUUACGGGCCUUUUAACGGAACACUGUCAAACGAGGUUCCAUGGGUCCUUACAGUUUGGGCUAGCACCAUUGAUAGACGAAUAAGGACGAUAGUUUAUCUCGGAAACAAAAAACUACUUGAUGGCGAAUCGUUAUACCAACCAAAGAGUUUCCAUCAAAAGCUUAUGCCUCUUGUUUCAUACUGUAUGUAG